Molecule: messenger RNA, 996 nt
Organism: Alligator mississippiensis (American alligator)
Lineage: Eukaryota; Metazoa; Chordata; Crocodylia; Alligatoridae
Product: olfactory receptor 14A16-like
Exons: 3
Coding region: 1-996 (331 amino acids)
Biological process (GO): G protein-coupled receptor signaling pathway
Cellular component (GO): membrane
Molecular function (GO): olfactory receptor activity; odorant binding; G protein-coupled receptor activity
Source: RefSeq, a predicted model, not a curated record
AUGUCCAACCAAAUCACUGUAACCGAGUUCCUCCUCCUGGAAUUUUCUAACGUCCGGGAGCUGCAGCUUUUACACUUUGCCAUCUUUCUAGCAGCGUACCUGGCAGCUCUGAUAGGGAAUCUCCUCGUUAUCAUGGUGGUAGCCCUCGACCACCACCUUCACACUCCCAUGUACUUCUUCCUCAUGAAUUUGUCCAUCCUAGACCUGGGAACCAUCUCUGUCAUUGUCCCCAAAUCCAUGGGCAAUUCCCUGUGGAACACCAGGUUGAUUUCCUAUGCUGGAUGUGUUGCCCAAGUUUUCCUCUUCUUUUUCUUUGCUACAGCCAACUUUGCCUUCCUCACCAUCAUGGCUUAUGAUCGAUACAUUGCCAUCUGCAAACCACUGCAUUAUGAGACCAUCAUGAACAGGAGAGCUUGUGUCCAGAUGUCAGUCAGUGCAUGGGUCAGUGCCAUUCCCUACUCUGCACUGCACACUGGUAACACUUUUCGGUUACCUUUCUGCCACUCCAACAUCAUCAACAUGUUUUUCUGUGAUGUCCCCCAGCUGCUCCAGCACUCCCGCUCUGACUCCUAUCUCAGUGAAGUUGGGAUUAUUGUCUUUAGUGCGUGUUUAUUUUUGAUCUGUUUUGUUUUCAUCAUUGUUUCGUAUGUUCAGAUAUUUACUGCAGUACCAAGAAUCCCUUCAGAGCAGAGCCAGCAUAAAGCCUUCUCCACCUGUGUUCCUCACCUCAUUGUGGUCUCCUUGUUUCUUCUCACUGGCAUUUCAGCUUACUUGAAACCAACUUCCAGCACUCCAUCCAUUCUGGAUCUCAUAGAAUCUGUCCUUUAUGCCAUAUUGCCGCCAAUGGUCAACCCUGUCAUUUACAGCAUGAGAAAUAAGGAGAUCAAAGUUGGCCUUGGGAAAGUUAUUAAAGGACAGGUUACCCAGGAAGAAGUUCCCAAAGAAUCUAAUUCACUCCGAAUUGCCCCCAUGAUUCUCUACCACUCCAAAUUUUAG